This is a messenger RNA of Drosophila yakuba, 5449 nucleotides long. RefSeq lists its product as uncharacterized. Gene Ontology annotation, molecular function: DNA-binding transcription factor activity; RNA polymerase II cis-regulatory region sequence-specific DNA binding. The coding region runs from base 1663 to 5130 and encodes 1155 amino acids. Gene Ontology annotation, biological process: regulation of transcription by RNA polymerase II. The transcript has 11 exons. NCBI's taxonomy places the organism in Eukaryota, Metazoa, Arthropoda, Insecta, Diptera, Drosophilidae. Gene Ontology annotation, cellular component: nucleus. The record is from RefSeq and is a predicted model, not a curated record.
GCUUGCGAAACAACGUAUUGUCGAGGCGAUGAUUUUUAUUCUCAAUUAUUUUGGAUGCGGCAUUCAGAAACGCUAUAUUCCAUGGAGUAGAACAACCGACUGCGGAUCGUCCUGACCUCGCGGAGCAUUUUUAUUUUAUCAAAUAUCAUCAUAAUUUUAUCAAACACAAUAGACCAAAAAUCUUUUUUAACAUUAAAGAAGAAUCCAUAACAAACGAUAAAAUCGACAAACUUAUCUCAACUCAACCAUCUUUCAGUUUUAAACGCAAUAGAACAGAUGCAUUAAUUAACUAAGUUUUCUACACCCAUUACCAAAAAGGGAGAGCAACAUCAACCUUAACUUCAUCACCAAUCCGAAAAUAAACAUCUAAACCAAUAUAACUCAACAUAAAAACAGACCAACGAAAAAAUCCGUUAAAAAAUUUCUUUUUAGACAAAUGAAAAAUAUAAUUUACAACAAAAAAUGUUGCAAAAUUGAAAUCAAAAGUACAAAACACUAUAUAUGAAUGAAAAAUAAUUAUAAAUAUAAUACAAUAUAAACGGAAAAAAAGGGCAAGCAGAACAAUUUUACGCGAAGGGAUUAAUGUAGGUUUUAUCAACGAUUACGUGAAGAUUGAAAUAAGUCCAAGCUAGGCUACUGAUCGAAAACAUAAUUUAUUUGUGUUUAUAUAGUCAUUUACAUUGUAUGGAAAGCUAGCUAUCUUAUAUUAAAAAAUAUACAAUAAAACAUUUAAAUACAAUUUAAAUUCCCACAGCUACAAAAUACAUUCCCUGAAAGAUUACCAAAGACACACUGACACCGGAACAGACAGUUUAGAAUAUCACAUACCCUACAGCUAGCACUACAAUACCCAUACGUAACUACACACUUUACGAGUCUCUAAUUUUUUAAUGAUAGAAGCCAUAUUCAAAAAAUAAUAGUUUAAAUGUAUUAUUAAGCUUGAAUAGAUAUAUGGAGGAUAGGGGUUAGUGAAGUAAACAGUACAUAAAAUAAUUUAUAAAAGUAAAGUAAAACUAUCAAUAAUCAAAACACCACACGAAUAUCAUUCUUCAGUAAAAUAACGAAAUAACGGACGAUGUUUUUAAAUAAAUAUUUAUUUAAGUUACAAAUGUAAACAGUUUUUGGACUCCUUAAUAUAUUUUAACAUUUUAAUAUAUCAUAUUAUAUUUUUAUAUAUAUUAAAGUAUAGGAGCGUCACAAUGCGCAUAUAUGUAGGUAUUUCAGAACAAGACAAAUUCGUUAGUUAAGUGAUACUUUUGGGCAUCAAAAUAGUAGAGGGCAUCGGGUAACAAAUUGUGAUUAAAACGUUUACAAAAUUUUAAAAUUUAUAAGUAAACAAAUUCAAAUAGAAACUGCAUCAAUCUAACUCCAUGUUUGGGGAGAAAUGGGUGAUCAAUGAAUUUUUAUAACCAAUAUAUCGCGACACCGUAACGUGUGCCUUAUUCCGGCCUUAAGUUUAAAUGACUUUUAAUAAUACAUCAAAAACCCAAAUCAUGAACAUAAAGCCCACGGUCAUUCUAACUACAAUACCGUCGUAUGAAAAAGGUCAAUAGAAUUACUUAAAUAGGACCAUUCCCCACUUGGUUGGUAUGCCGCACAUCACCCGUCAUCGUACUGUAAUCGACUGUGGAUACGCGUUUGUUUUCGAGGCAAUAAAAUGAUAUGAAAUUACGAUGCUUUAAUCAGGCCCAAACUACGCAAAGUUGGCAUCCCAGAUCCGCGUUCAGGGUCGUAAGCAGUUGUCCUUUUGAUCGGAUAGAUCGGCCAAGCCCAGCGAGCUGGCAAAUCUAUAUUGGCCAUCUCCCAACAAGUCUUCUUCGAAUGUUUAAAAUGGACUCCUCAGACUUCUGGCAGCAGGCGCGCGCCCCGUUUGGCCUGCAAACGGCGCUUCACCAAUACUCUUCCCCCUCGAAUCAACAGCCUAUAUCCCACCACGCUUUGCACCACUCCCUUCAACAGGAGCACGAGCAGCUGUCCGAAUCCCACCCUGAAGGACCAGCCGCACUAUCGGGCGCAGUGGGCAACAGCAGUUCCAUGGCUAUUUCCGGCACCAAUCCUACUGGGGGCAGCAAGGCCGAGUCCAGUCACAUGCUGCAGCAGCAUUUAGAGCAGCAGUCCUAUGGAUCCGACUCCUUUCGAGGCGCCCAGUCGCCCCAGCUGAGCAGCCACCACCUGUUGUUUAACGCUGCUGCUGCCGCUGCUGCGGCGGCUCACCUCAAGUCCACGGCGAUGCAGAAUAACCUCUCGCCAAUUGGUGAUCAGGCGCAAAAUAACCUUCGAGACUACGGCCAAGGAUCCUUGAACGCCUUAUGUGGGAUCAAGCCCAAGCAGGAGAUGGAUGCUAAGACGCUCCUCCAACCGCUGGACGUGUGUUCCCAGCCGUUGGUGCACGCGCAGUCCCAGCCGCAGUACGGCGGUGACUUCUACGACGUUGUCGACCCACAGGCUAGAGAAGUCUCUGAACCUGAAGGUCGAGCACUGAUCAUCGGACUCGGAGUUCCUAGUAUGGGGUCCACCGACGACGCGCAGUCCAGUUUGCAGGCUCAGCAACUGGCGGGGACUGGUCGAGCAUUGCAGACACGUCAGUGCAAACCGAUGUCCCCUGGAACAGGUGGUAGCUCUAAUUCGGGCGCAGGACGCAGAUCGGCACCCACAACAAUCAACAAGACCUUUUCGCAGGGUCAGCAGUCCCCUCAACACUCCACAACGCCAUCCGGCGGCAGCACGACGCCCGACAUCAAAUACAAUAACGACAAAAUGACCAAUGAAAUUCAGCUUCAGCUAUCCCGGUCGAGCAGCGCAGCAGCGAUCAGUGAACGCACCCUCGAAGAAUGUUGGUCAACCCUGCAACGAGUGAGUUGGCAUCUGUUCCGUUGUCUUUUUAUGCACAAAAGCGCGAUGCAGCAAAUACAGCAGCAGAUUCCCCGCGUCGGCCUGGGAACCCACGGCGUGACCGGCUCGGCCAGCUUGGGUGGCAGUAUUACGCCUAGCUCGGAUACUAAGCCGCAUCAGUGCCAGCAAUGCAUGAAGAGUUUUUCCAGUAACCACCAGCUAGUGCAGCACAUCAGAGUACACACUGGAGAGAAGCCAUACAAGUGCUCCUACUGUGAUCGUAGAUUUAAGCAGUUGUCGCACGUCCAGCAGCACACGCGCCUGCACACAGGAGAACGGCCCUAUAAAUGUCAUCUGCCAGACUGCGGUCGAGCCUUUAUACAACUUUCAAAUCUACAACAGCAUUUAAGAAACCAUGAUGCUCAGGUUGAACGUGCUAAAAAUCGUCCCUUUCACUGCAAUAUUUGUGGAAAGGGUUUCGCCACUGAAUCUAGUCUGCGCACACAUACAUCGAAGGAGCUACAGCUGCAUCUUGGUGUCUUGCAGCAGCAUGCCGCACUAAUAGGUGGUCCAAACGCUACGUCUUGUCCUGUGUGCCAUAAACUUUUUCUUGGCACUGAGGCCCUUCUGGACCACAUGAGACAUGUUCAUAAGGAAAAGAGUCCCCCACCUGGUGGCUCAGCCCCAUCCCAGUUCAGCGAGCUUAAUCAGAUAGCUACGGGCAAUGGGAACGAAAAUGGAACUGGACGUAGCAACGAACAAAUCGCUAGCCAAUGCACAACUGAAUCAAACUCGCAUCAGGCCACUGUUGGCUCUAGCUUAAUCGACAGUUUUUUGGGCAAACGAAGAACUGCCAACCAUCCUUGCCCAGUUUGCGGCAAACAUUACGUCAACGAGGGUUCCCUAAGGAAACAUCUGGCAUGCCACGCCGAGAGCUCACAGCUUACAAACAGCCUGCGUAUGUGGCCAUGUAGCGUUUGCCAGGCUGUCUUCACACAUGAAAACGGUCUUCUUACCCAUAUGGAGUCGAUGCGUAUGGAUCCGAAACAUCAGUUCGCCGCUCAAUACGUAUUGUCCCGGGCAGCUGCGGAACAGAGAGAACGAGAAUCCCUUUUAGCAGUAACCUUGGCCGCAAGCAGUGGCGCUGCUGGUCCAAGAAUCGGAAUUGCGGACGCCGGAAACGUUUUGCCUAUGGGAGCUCACAACUCGGAAGGAUCCAACUCGAAGUGCCCUUCCCCUUCGGCUAACUCGGAAUGCUCUUCAAACGGACGCCUCUCCUCAUCGAACACAUCAGAUCAAGACCAAGACAUCGAGCACGGCUUAAGUGAAAAUGAAAACAGCAACCAGAACAACAUUAGCAGUAGCACGAAUAACAACAAUAAUUGCACAAAUAACAAUUCUAGCUCUCAUAAAAUGGCUGAGAUUCGACUUCCGGGAUCCGGCCAAUAUACCAUGGACGCAGAAUUGCACGUCGCCAACCGGAUGUCACUAAUGGCCGCUGCUGCUGCCGCAGUUGCUGCGUCACGACCACAAGACGGAGUGGACACUUCAGCAGUGCCCAGCGCGGCGGUUCAAGCCGCUGUGGUUAAUCUGGCGGCUGCAAUGCGAAUGAACAAUUCCAGCAACGGAGCUACCUCCUACCAACAACAGCACGGCGAUCAAACCCAGGCACUCCAACCACAUAUCCAUCCACAUCACCAUCAACAGCAGCAGGCUCCGCAGCACCAGCAGCAACAGUUGUCCCACUUGCUCGUCCAUACUCACCCCAGCAAUAGCAACUGCCGUUCGCAAAGUUCACCAAAUAUAAAUGUGCCAACUUUGCAGAACGAAUCAUCCUCUUCCGCAUCAAUCGCUAUGAACAUGAACGUGCAUAUGAUGCGCGGUUCGCUUGAGCCGGACCCGAGUUUAGGAGGAAUGAAUGCGAUAGAAGUACUUCACCAACACCAGCAGCACCACCAUCAUCACCACCACACGUCAAACUACCCGCAGCACGCCGUGACGCCUACCAACCAGCAGACUCACCCACACUCCCAGACACACCACACAUCCCACCACCAUCCGAGUCCGGAAACAGCGCUCCGAAUGCACCAGGCAGAAGCAAUCAUACGCUCUCAUACCGAAGCGGCAUUCCGACUGGCAACUGGAUCUGGUCCUGGCACCGGAGUAAAAUGCGAGGCUGAUCAAAACAAGCUGAGUAGUAACGGCAAUGCUGGUGGCAAUAGUGGAGGAAGAAUCCAACAACAUCGAUUCCAUGCGAAUUCGAAUCAUCAAGAGAAUCAACGACCAUCGGACUCAUGAGGCUCGCCUAUUGAUUCCUCUAAGGAUGUGGACUUAGGAUAGAUACAAAAUCAAGUACAACGAUUUUCCUAUUGCGUUGAUUGGAAAUGAUACAAUGCGUGAAUGAGUAACCUUCAUAAAUUAAUAAAUUUAUGGCAAUUUAUGUAAAUGAGAUUAUGUAUGUAUGUAAGUUUAAAUAGGCCAACAUGCCCUAAGUUAAAAACGACCACAUUCAUUGUGCAAUAUCAUCUACCGUCAAUGUCGGCAGAAAAAUAAAUGUAAAAACUUUCGUGUUAUGUUUACGUUUAUAAUAAGAGUAAAGAUAAAAGCGCGAAAAUCA